This is a messenger RNA of Diospyros lotus (date-plum), 4537 nucleotides long. RefSeq lists its product as uncharacterized. The record is from RefSeq and is a predicted model, not a curated record. The transcript is spliced from 6 exons. Lineage: Eukaryota; Viridiplantae; Streptophyta; Magnoliopsida; Ericales; Ebenaceae. Gene Ontology annotation, cellular component: cortical microtubule. Gene Ontology annotation, biological process: cortical microtubule organization. The coding region runs from base 826 to 4338 and encodes 1170 amino acids.
AAAGAUGGAAAAUCACACAGCAGCCAGCCCAGCGGGCAGGCAGGCAGGCAGGCAGAGUUGCUGAGAGAGACUAGAAUGAAUGAAAGCCUGAGGCUGCUCUUCUGCUGAUGGAAGAGGCAAAGUCUGCAACAGCGAAAGGGCCCUUUCUGUGAUGAUGAGAUAGAAAAAGAAAAAGAGUGCUUCUUUUUCUCCUGAAUUCAUCCGCUCAUCUCUGCAUUUUCGAUCUGAGAAUGCGCCACACACACGGAUCUGACCCCUUGCUUCUGCUCUUCACUCGCAUCACCUCACCUCCCUUCCCACUCACUUUUCGUAAUCAUCAUUCAUUUUCAUUCCCACUCGGUACUUCUGCUGGCUUCCGCUGAGUUCGUGUUUGAGGCGCGGCUGACUUCAACUGUCUGUCACGCUGCCAAAAUGGCGACUCUGUACUUGUGAUAGAGAUUCUCAAUUGUGUGGAGUUUGGCUUUAAGGUCGGGUUCAACUCUGUAGGAGAAGUCUAGGGUUCACGACGGCUUUGAAUUGAAUCUUUCGCCUUUCUGCGCGGUUGCUUGAUUCAUGCUUAUGUAAGGUUCUAAGGCUUGGAAUUUGAGUUUGACGUGGCACUGGAAUUUGGAUUGUUGCUUUCACAAUGGGGGAGUUGAUUUUUAGUUUACUUUGCUUUUCAUUGAAUUACAAGUUUGUUUGUGGUGUUGAUUGCUGACGGCAUCAAAUAGAUUCGCUUAUUAAUGCUGCAAGCUACAGCUUGGUUACACUUCCACGUUAGCAUGGGUUGCUAUUUCCAUCUCAGUUGAUUUGAAUUGGGCUGGAGCGAUAAUUGUUUUGGUGGAAAUGCCUCCUUCUCCAGCAUUGAGAUGCUCUCCUGGGACGGAGCUCAGAGGGGACAAUCACUUGCUCAUGAGGGAGAAAGAUGAUGAUCUUACUUUGUUCAAGGAGAUGCAGACCAGAGAAAGUGACUAUUUCCUGCUUCAGUCUAAUGAUGAGUUUGAAGACAUGUUCUCUACGAAGUUGAGAUACUUCUCAGAUUGUAACCUUGGACUCUCUAUCCCUGCAAGAGGUGAGAGCAGUGACCUGCUUAAUGCAGAUGGGGAGAAGAAUGACUAUGAGUGGUUAUUAACUCCUCCUGAUACACCUCUCUUCCCUUCUUUGAAUGACGAGACGUCUCCGGUCUCAGUUCCACAAAGGGGAAGACCACGAAGUCAACCCAUUGCUAUCUCAAGAUCAUCCACAAUGGACAAGAGUAACAGAAGUAGUAGAGGUAGUGCGAGUCCAAAUCGAUUAAGCCCAUCUCCUCGGUCUGGCAAAAGCACUUUCCAGAUGAGGGGAAGGCCGUCUUCAGCACCCCAUUCUGGUCCACCACCUAAUUUACACUGUGCUACACCAUCACAGAGAUCAUCUCCUCCACCAAGUAAACCAUCACCACCUGCUCCAAGGUCUUCCACACCCACUCCUAAAAGGACAAGUGUGGGAUCUGGUGGUACCAUGUCCUCAUCUGGGGCAAGAGGCACCUCCCCACUAAAUAAAAGUCGAGGAAACUCAGCAUCACCAAAAGUAAGGUCAUGGCAGACCAACCUUCCAGGUUACUCAUCUGAUGCAUCUGUUAACCUGCGUAUUUCAUUGGCUGAUCGACCAGCAUCAUAUCUGAGGGAUCCCUCACCAGUAUCCAGGACUAGGAGGGAUUCAUCCUACAAAUCUGGGAGACAGUCAAUGCCUCCAACUGCUUCUAGAAGUGUCAGUUCAUCACACAGUCAGGACCUACUUAGUUCCCACAGUAAAGGUUCUGUAACAUCAUCCGGUGAUGAUGAUUUAGAUUCUCUACAAUCCAUUCCCAUGAUUAGCUCAGACUGCUCAGCUUCAAGGAGAGUUGGUUCAUUCCCAAUGAAUAGAGCUGCAGCCUUUUCCAAGAAGCCCAUUCGAACAGGAUUAUCAAGUUCUGCUCCAAAGAGAUCCUUUGACUCAGCACUUCGACAAAUGGGUCAGAAGAAAGGUUCUCAAUAUAUGUUCAGGCCACUCUUAUCUAGCGUGCCCAGUUCUACCUUUUAUGUUGGAAAAGCUAGUGCUGCUGCGAAUUGUGCUUUGACAUCUGGAACAUCCUUGGUCCCAACUAGCAGUAAUGCAGGGUUUGAUCAUGGUACUACUGGUGCACAUGAUGCUGAGGGGAACAACCAGAACCAGGAUGAUAUGGCUGGUGAAUGUGGAAAUAUAGCAUAUCCUGAAAACCAGGCUACGAGUCCUGCAGUCCAUGAUGGGCCGUCUGAUGUUCAGCAUGGUGAUUCUAGGGAAGGUGCCGGAGUUGAUUUCCAACUUGAUGGCUUUGAAAAUUUUUACUACCAUAGCAUGGAAAGCUCUGAAGUUCUGCAAAUCAAGGGGAUGACAUUAUGUUCAAGAUGUGGCUGUAAUUAUGAUGCCAUGGGAUCAACUGAGGAAGAUUUGAAACUCUGCCCGGACUGCAGGAGGUCAGAUGAACCUUUGUCUGCCAUUAGUCCAGUGCCAACCAUUAUUAUUUCUGAUAACUUCCCAAGUCAGUCGGUCAGGAUCUUAAAAAAACGUAUGUCAUUUGAUGCAAUGGAGCCUCUAAUAGCCAUGCCUGGAUCUUCAGAAGUGAUUUCCAAAACAACAGCUACUCCAUGUGAAGAGAAUGUUCAUGGAAGCCAGACUUCCUUAAGCAAACAUAUGUCAUUUGAUGCAAUGGAGCCUCUAAUAGCCAUGCCUGGAUCUUCAGAAGUGAUUGCCAAAACAACAGCUACUCCAUGUGAAGAGAAUGUUCAUGGAAGCCGGACUUCCUGUGCCAAAUUGGGCUUGAGUGUGUCGUCUGAAAACUUUCUUGCACGGAAACUGGAAGAGGAAGAAGUCUGUAGUUUAGCAAAUCAGCAGGUGAUAGGUCAACCAACUGUUGGUUAUAACACAUCUGAUGGUGCUGAUGUGACUCAGCAAAUACAGAGCUCAAGUUCAACGCUGGAUUUUUCAGAAGGUGCAGGCAUUUCUGUUCUGCUGAAGAGGUCAAACAGCGGCAAUGGGCCUGUUGUCCGGGGCAGGACAUUUAAUGCUACUAGUAUAGCUUAUGGUGAUCCAUUCUAUGUGAGAGAUGGUACAUCUAGCAUAAGAAACUCUCUUGGUAAGGGCAGUCUCUCUGCAUCAACGUCUCUCGACUUGGGCUUAGCUAGACAGACAGAGAGUCAUGUGCAAAAACAGUUAAGUGGCAGUAAAUCUAAUGUUGAAACAUGCAGGUGCAAAAUAGACACAAAGCACCAACGCACAGGAUCUUCUUUGUCAGGAAAUUUGAAUCAUGCUUCCCAAAGUUUGGGUCUUGUGACAAACAUGCACGAAGAAAGUUUUGAGGCAGCUGUCAACCCUGUUGAGAAUGAGGCCAUAGGUGUGACAGAUAUAACACUUCUUGAACAAUUAUCAGCUUCAGAAAGUGCAGGACUGGAUGGUACAUGUGUUGAAGUUGUAUGCAACAAUCAGUGUGGAACAAUGUUUCCUGCCAUGUCAGAAUUGUCAACCAAUAAUGUAAACAUUAAUGCAGGAGAGAGUGCAGUUGCUAGCUUUUCAAAUAUUGUAAAUUCUGCUUCAUAUGCAGAUGGUGAAGCCUUCCAAAAUGACAGAAGUAGUAUCUCGAAUCAAGAAGAAUCAGCAUUUACCCUUGAGGCUUCUAAAAGGGUGGAAGAUAGCAUGCCAAAUUCGUUUGUUGAUAGGGUGGAUUUUGCAGAAGUUCCUAGUCAAAUUCCAUUGGAAACAGUAUCAGAAUUAGAAAUUGAAAAUGGCCAUCUUGGCUUGCCUGGUUAUGAAUCUGUUGGUUCUCCAAAUUCAAAGAGCACAGUAGAGGAGUCACCAGAAUCUUCUGUUGCUGUCACAUCUGAUAAGGAUGUAAAAACUUCAGUUUCUGACCCUGACACCUUGGAUCAUGCACAUGGCAUCCUUGAGUCGUCAAUUGUCACAGUUGAUGGCCAUGUUGGACCUGAGGUAAGAAGCCUGACACUGGAGGAAGCAACCGACGCGAUACUCUUCUGCAGCUCUAUCAUUCACAAUCUGGCUUAUGAAGCUGCAACCACAGCAAUAGAGAAGGAAAACUCUGUGCCGUUAGAGGUCUCACGGCCAAUGGUCACCAUAUUGGGAAACUCUCACUCCGACAGAAAAAAUCCACAAGAAAGAGCUGCUGCCAAGCGCGCUUCCAAGGCCCGGUGGGCAAGGCAGAUGCCCGAGGAAACAGACCCGAAACCACCACCGUCUGGCAACGCAAAAGCAGACGCAUCGACAACACGAAUGGUAGGGGUCCGUGAUGGGAAUGAGAGUUUGAAGCCCCCCCAAAAGCUAGAGUCCAAGUGCAACUGCACAGUAAUGUGAAUCCCAUCCCCAGCAACCAGGAGGUUAAGUGAUUCUUCAUCAUUGUUUCAUUGAUUGCCAAUUUGUUUGGUUUUUUGUUUUUUGCUUGAUUGGUUCGAUAUUUGUUUGUAAGAUGCACAACUGAUCGAGUGAAAACAUAAUAAUUGUAAAGUUUUGAUUAGGUUGGUAAAUGAGAGCAGUCUAUCCUUGUUUAGUUUUA